AUGGCCAGAGCCGGGGGCGGCGGCGGCGGCGGCGGGGGCUGGUCCAGCAGACACCCCCAGUUUGCACGGGGGCGCCGGCUGCCCGCGCUGCUCCCAGCUCCGGGAAAGGGAGCUGCGAGCCCCCAACCCGGCGCCGGCGGCGUCCGCUCUGCGUCUCAACGAAUCCCGCCAGCACCCAGCGCCGCGCUGCUCUCACCGCCCGAGCCCUGCGCGGCGCUGGAGGUUCGCUGGGCGGUGGCGGGGCGGGACGGACAGCGCUCCUCUCCAAUGGGCGGGCGCCGGGGGCAGCGAGGGGCGGGGCCGUUCUGCCGCUGGCAGGGUCAGGCCCCCGCCCGCCGCCCUCCCUCUCCCCCCUCCCCCCCCCCUCCUUCCCUCCCUCCCGGAGCGCCCCGCCCGGCUUCCCGGCUCUCACUUUUCCUCCCACCCGGGUCGCGGCGCUCGGGGGCCAGGCGGGGAUGGAGCCGAGUUGCUCCCGCCGGGCCAGCCAGCCCCCUCCUCUCCCAGGGAACUCACAGGAGCAGACAGAAAAUGAACAGACAGAUGUACCUCACUGUGGUGAGGAAACAGAGUCCCGAGAAGGCUGAAUUCCAACUUUGGGAGGCAAUGAAGCUGUAUAAAGUAGGAUGCAUAAUGGUUAAAAGCUCAGGCUGUGGAAUCAGGCGGACCUGUCUUGGAAUUCAGCAAAAUGUAGCAUAGGAUGUUAGAACUACAAAGAACCUUUGAUAAUCAGCUAGUUCCUUGCCUAAUCAUUAUAGUAAAGUUAAUCAGCCAAUAACUA
Neofelis nebulosa (Clouded leopard) is the source of this 778-nucleotide messenger RNA. Its product is annotated as cuticle collagen 40-like. The record is from RefSeq and is a predicted model, not a curated record. The transcript is spliced from 4 exons. Bases 1 to 696 code for a protein of 231 amino acids. NCBI's taxonomy places the organism in Eukaryota, Metazoa, Chordata, Mammalia, Carnivora, Felidae.